CCACUCGGCUCGCGGUCAGGUGACCGACUGGUGACUUGACUUCCGCCUUGUGACUUCCGCCUUGCGACUGUCUGGCUACGCGGCGCUCGGCACUUCUACUCGACAAAUCAGGCGCAGUCGCAGGGCGCGGCCAUGGACGCUUCGGACGGCGAGGACGACGCCUACACGGACGGGCGACGAGGAGCUGAGCCUCAAGUACGGCGCCAAGCACGUCAUCAUGCUCUUCGUUCCCGUGACGCUGUGCAUGCUGCUGGUGGUGGCCACCAUCAAGUCGCUCCACUUCUACACCGACAAGACGGACCAGCAGCUGAUUUACACGCCCUUCACGGAGAACACGUCGUCGGUGGGCCGGCGCCUGCUCAACUCGGUCCUGAACGCCGUGGUCAUGAUCGGCGUCAUCGUGGCCAUGACGGUCCUGCUGGUCUUCCUCUACAAGUACCGCUGCUACAAGGUGAUCCACGGCUGGCUCAUCCUGUCCUCGCUCUUGCUGCUCUUCUGGUUCAGCUUCAUGUACCUCAGCGAGGUGCUGAAGACGUACAACGUGGCCAUGGACUAUCCGACGGCGGGCGUGCUGAUCUGGAACUUUGGGGCGGUGGGCAUGGCGUGCGUCCACUGGAAGGGUCCGCUGGCGCUGCAGCAGGCCUACCUGAUCGUGGUCAGCGCGCUCAUGGCGCUCGUCUUUGUCAAGUACCUGCCCGAGUGGUCGGCCUGGCUCAUCCUGGCCCUCGUCUCCGUCUACGACCUGGUGGCCGUCCUGAGUCCCAAGGGUCCGCUGAGGAUGCUGGUGGAAACGGCGCAGGAGCGCAACGAGCCCAUCUUCCCCGCCCUCAUCUACUCGUCCGCCAUGGCGUGGACGACGGGCCCCGCCGACGGCGAGCCGGGACGCGCUUCAGAUGAGGAGGCGGAGCCGAGCGGCCGGGCGGCGGCGGCGGAGGACGACGACGACGAGCAGGAGGAGCGCGGCGUGAAGCUGGGCCUGGGCGACUUCAUCUUCUACAGCGUCCUUGUGGGCAAAGCGGCGGCCGGCGGGGGCGACUGGAACACCACCGCGGCGUGCUUCGUGGCCAUCUUGAUCGGUCUGUGCGUGACGCUGCUGCUGCUGGCCAUCUUCAAGAAGGCGCUGCCGGCGCUGCCCAUCUCCAUCACCUUCGGCCUCAUUUGCUACUUUGCCACCGACUCGCUGGCGCGACCGUUCAUGGACGACCUGGCCGCGCACCACUUUUACAUCUGAGCCCCUCCCCCCAAUAAAAAGGAGAUGUUGCCAGAC
Messenger RNA from Hippocampus comes (tiger tail seahorse), 1267 nucleotides. It is a transcript of the gene psen2, whose product is annotated as presenilin 2. Bases 218 to 1231 code for a protein of 337 amino acids. The transcript is spliced from 11 exons. Gene Ontology annotation, molecular function: aspartic endopeptidase activity, intramembrane cleaving. Gene Ontology annotation, biological process: Notch signaling pathway; protein processing; calcium ion homeostasis. Gene Ontology annotation, cellular component: membrane; gamma-secretase complex. NCBI's taxonomy places the organism in Eukaryota, Metazoa, Chordata, Actinopteri, Syngnathiformes, Syngnathidae. The record is from RefSeq and is a predicted model, not a curated record.